This is a messenger RNA of Ogataea polymorpha, 2695 nucleotides long. RefSeq lists its product as uncharacterized. The transcript has a single exon. Bases 1104 to 2672 code for a protein of 522 amino acids. The record is from RefSeq and is a predicted model, not a curated record. Gene Ontology annotation, biological process: pyrimidine ribonucleotide biosynthetic process; 'de novo' pyrimidine nucleobase biosynthetic process. NCBI's taxonomy places the organism in Eukaryota, Fungi, Ascomycota, Pichiomycetes, Pichiales, Pichiaceae. Gene Ontology annotation, cellular component: cytoplasm; mitochondrial inner membrane. Gene Ontology annotation, molecular function: dihydroorotate dehydrogenase activity.
UAUUUAUUCCUUAAAAGUGUAGACGUAGUACUGGACCUUGAGAGCGCCGUUUGCUUCUCUGUGGAAACGGCCCUUGCCGACGAAAAUGUGGCUGUGCACCCACGUCUCCUUGGACGCGUUACCGUCGAGCUCGAACCGAGGCUGGCACGUGACGUAGCCGUCCGCAAAACUGAUGUUGGUGGUCUCCUUGCCGAGCACCCUGUUUGUCUCUCCCUCGAACCUCACCACGCCAAGGUACUGGACAAUGCCCUUGUUGUUGUUUCCCAGAUCCAGGUACAAGGUGCAGUCGAGAUUGCCGACCGAAGGAGCCGUCUCGUAGCCGCUGAUGUUGUCGAAGCCGCUGAUGACCUUGGCAUCGAAGGGCAGCGUGGGAUCGAGUGACUUGAUGGUGCCCCCAAGAACGUCCACCUUGGUGUACGCUCUGGCCUUGUUCUUGAAGAUAGGCUGUGCCUCUGCGAUGUCGAGGUCGAAGAACAAAACUGGUUUCAAAGCUGGAACGUCGGCUUUUGGCAAUGACAUGUUUUAAUUUCGGGAGGGCUACGUGCCAGCUUUUAUAUAAUGUGCUCCGCUCGGAACUGCAAAAUUAUUUGACGCACCCGCUUGUGCAUUUUUUAUCUUGCCACAUUAGAUGAACAUCGACACGAACUCGCCCGAAUUCAAAGAGGCCCAGCAUCGUGCCAUUGAGUUUUACGACGCGGAGCACGAGCUGACUGUCGACGAGCGACACCAAUUGCAGCGCUUCUUCCAGAAAACCGCGUUCUUCGUUAUGGGAUGCUCCACAUUGGGUCUCCUGGCGGGCAUGGGUCUGCCGGCCUACUUCCGCAAGGGGAACAAGAUUAAUGCCAUGCGUGUGGGAUGGGGAGGCGUGCUGGGCAGCAUGGCCGCCACCUGGAUUGGCGCGCCAGCACUCUACCGGCGAGAAGUGCAGAAGGCCAAGGACGACUACGGCUCAGAGUCCAAAAUCUACAACGUUAUUCAACAUACACCGCACGGAGUGUUUCGGAGCUAUUUCUGGUCUUCCUACUUUGCAGAGACUGCCAAACACCCCGAAUUGCGGAUCAAGGAUCCGCGAGAAGUCCAGAGCCGGCUAGCCGACCAGGGCGAUGAGAACUCUGCCUGGGCCAAGCUCAGACACGGCGAAACCGACACCAAGCAGCCGGCCGCAGUCUACACAGAAACAACCUCUCCCGACUCGCCGUUCGACGCCGAUCCCCUGGCGGACCCAUCUCCGCAAUCGCAGCCAGCUCGUCCUGCCUCCGCCUGGGAAAGAGUCCGCAAUGCCAAUAAGUAGCAUUUCUCGGCUGUGCAGCUAUUUAAAUAUCUCGUCCUGUAAAUAUUCUCUUAUGUUUUCCCGAACUGGUCUCUUUAGCCACUUCCCAGGCGCCUUGAAGGCAUCUGUCCCCACGCGAGCAGCAUCUCAAUUCCGACGGGCUAGCUCUCGAUCGUCGUUCCGCAAGGCCCGACAGGCCCGUCUCAUUCCCAACACAGCCCUCGUUCUGGCCGUCGGCCUGGGUCUCUACUCGCUGGAUGCCCGAUCUGCCAUCAACGAGUACGUGUGGUGCCCACUGAUUCGGCUGCUCACUGACGCAGAAACAGGCCACAGAUUCGGCGUUUUCAUGCUCAAAUACGGCCUUUCUCCCAGACUGUUGGCUGACGUCGACGACCCGGUGCUGCAGGUGCAGGUCUUCGGUAAAACUCUCUCCAACCCUGUGGGGAUGGCCGCGGGAUUUGACAAGGAAGGCGAAGCCAUUGAUCCGCUGCUUGACCUUGGUUUCUCGUACGUCGAGAUCGGCUCGGUCACCCCAUUUCCUCAGCCGGGUAACCCUGCCCCUCGGUUUUUCAGGCUGGGCAAGGACGACGCGGUGAUCAACAGAUACGGGUUCAAUUCUUCGGGUCACUGGUCUGUGCUUGGCAGACUGCGCCAGCGCUAUGAGAAGCUGUUUGCGAAAAACCCAAGCUGCGCCAACAACUCGUUUAGAGACAACAAGUUGCUGGGCGUCAAUCUCGGCAAGAACAAGACGGGCGACGAGGUUCAGGACUAUGUGACUGGCGUGCAGCGGUUUGGCGAGUACGCGGACGUGCUGGUGAUCAACGUGUCGUCGCCGAAUACGCCAGGUUUGCGUGAUUUGCAGAACGAGGCAAAAUUGACCAAUUUGCUCACUCAGGUGGUUGCAGAAAGAAACAUGCUACCUGGAAAAAUCACGGACAGAGCUACCAAACCUCCCGUGUUGGUGAAAAUCGCACCAGACCUGACAGAGCCGGAAAUCGAGUCCAUUGCCAAGGCUGCGAAGCAGGCCAAGGUUGAUGGGAUUAUUAUGUCGAACACCACGAUCCAGAGACCCAAGGACAAAAUGCUCACCACCGACGAGACCCUCGUCAACCAGGCUGGUGGAUUGUCUGGUAAACCAUUAAAAGAGAUCUCAUUGAAGGCGUUUAGACUGCUUAGAAAGCAUACAAAGGACAGUGACCUCGUUCUCGUUGGAUGUGGAGGAAUCAGCUCUGGAAAAGACGCACUGGAUUUUGCCAGAGCAGGGGCCACUUUUGUCCAAUUAUACACUGCCUUUGCCUACAAGGGCCCGGGCCUUGCCAGAAAGAUCAAAGAUGAGAUCACCGAAGAGCUGAAAAGAGAAAACAAGACCUGGAUGCAAGUAGUUGGCGAGGACGAUAAAUAGACAUUAAUAAUUUUUAAAAUUCG